Lepisosteus oculatus (spotted gar) is the source of this 5448-nucleotide messenger RNA. RefSeq names its product GTPase activating Rap/RanGAP domain like 3 (gene garnl3). Gene Ontology annotation, cellular component: cytoplasm. Lineage: Eukaryota; Metazoa; Chordata; Actinopteri; Semionotiformes; Lepisosteidae. Gene Ontology annotation, biological process: regulation of small GTPase mediated signal transduction; activation of GTPase activity. The record is from RefSeq and is a predicted model, not a curated record. Gene Ontology annotation, molecular function: GTPase activator activity.
GAGCUCUGACUGUAAAGCUGACUAGAUUUCAGGUCGGUACUUUUUUUUGAAAACCUGGAAUUGCACAGGGACAGGUGCAGGUUACCAUGACCUCCCUUCAUUAAAGAAACGAACAUCACCCUGCCUAGAUGGAGUUUCUCGUCAGUACACCUACCACCAUGGUGCAAGACAUCUAGUUAUUUUUUUUUUGGACGAGAAAGACAAAGUCUGCGGGUGACUUUUGCCUUUUUUUGUGUGUGUGGUACAGUACAUUUUUUUCUGUUCUCUGUUCCUUUGCAGGCAUUUGUGCAGCGCUGUGCUGUUAUAACCAAAGCUUUGCCUGGGACUGUAAUUUUCUUGACGGAGUUUCUUUAACUGGACUGUCGGCACUCAUGAAUUCGGAUAUUAAUAUAUACCUCGCCAGGGACAAAUCCUCUAGCAUCAUGAGGAAGAGAGCGGUCCUGCUGAGGAAAGGGUGCAGUUUUGAGAUAACGAGCUCUGCCUCUGAAGAUCUGGGCUGCAGGCGGGGGGAAUUCAGCAGAAAACACUAUGGGUCUGUGGAGCUGCUGAUUUCCAGUGACGCAGAUGGAGCUAUACAAAGAGCUGGGAGAUUCCGUGUGGAAAAUGGAUCUUCUGAUGAGAACACAGACUAUACUCCUGGCACCUGGCGGAGAACUGAUGUACACUUGGAGAAUCCAGAAUACCACACCAGAUGGUAUUUCAAAUAUUUCCUGGGAAAAGUGCAUCAGAACUAUGUUGGCACAGAUGCAGACAAGAAUCCUUUCUACUUGUCUGUAGUUCUCUCGGACCAGAACAACCAGAGAGUCCCACAGUACCGUGCCAUUCUGUGGAGGAAGGCGGGAACCCUGAAGAUAUGUCUUCCUUACAGCCCAACAAAAACACUAUCGGUGAAGUCUAUUUUAAGUGCCAUGAACCUUGACAGAUUUGAAAAGGGCCCCAGAGAAAUUCUCAACCCAGAAAUCCAGAAGGACCUUCUGGUUUUAGAAGAGCAAGAGGGAUCGGUAAACUUUAAAUUUGGUGUUCUGUAUGCCAAAGACGGACAGCUCACUGACGAUGAAAUGUUUAGCAAUGAAAGUGGAAGUGAAAGCUUUGAGAAGUUUUUAAACCUCCUUGGGGACACAAUCACGUUGCGAGGCUGGGCAGGCUACAGAGGAGGGCUGGACACGAAAAAUGACACUACUGGAAUUAACUCUAUAUACACAGUGUACCAAGGACAUGAGCUCAUGUUCCAUGUGUCCACAAUGCUGCCAUAUUCUAAAGAAAACAAGCAACAGGUUGAGAGAAAGCGACACAUUGGAAAUGACAUUGUCACGAUAGUGUUCCAAGAAGGAGACGACAUGUCGCCAUCGUUUAAGCCGUCUAUGAUCCGAUCCCAUUUCACACAUAUUUUUGCCUUAGUUAGAUACAACAGCCAGAAUGACAGCUAUAGGUUGAAGAUAUUUUCAGAGGAAAGUGUUCCACUGUUUGGUCCUCCUCUUCCUUCUCCGCCAGUGUUUACAGAUCAUCAGGAAUUCAGGGACUUUUUGUUAGUGAAAUUAAUUAACGGUGAGAAAGCUACCCUGGAGACCCCAACAUUUGCUCAGAAACGUCAGCGGACCUUGGACAUGCUUAUCCGAUCUCUCUAUCAGGAUCUCAUUCCUGACUUACAUAAGAACAUGCUGAAUAGAAGAUCGUUCAGUGAUGUUCUGCCAGAAUCUCCCAAAUCUGCCAGGAAAAAAGAGGAGGCGCGACAAGCAGAGUUUGUCAGGAUAGGUCAGGCACUGAAGCUGAAGACAAUAGUGAGAGGUGAUGCUCCCACCAGCUUGGUUACUACAGGGUUAUGUAGGAAAGAACCUUGGGAAUCCCAGUCAUUCUGCAGUAACUUUUCCUAUGAAAUAGUCUGCAGUGACUCCUGGGGUCAGUCCUUACUAAUCGCUACAGAUGCUGGAGUAGUACUACUAGAUGCUCCAGAUCCCUGUAAUUUAAGCAUGGAUUCACAACCUUCACCCGUUCAGGUCUUUGACAAGACAAUGCUUGUGAAGCAAAUGCACGUCCUUGAAGCUCAGGAUCUUUUAAUCACCAGGACCGACAAAGGAAAAGAUGCCCGUCUUUUCGUCUUUAGGCUGGGUGCCAUUAAGAAAGGUCUGGAGGACAGGCAAGUCCGAAGCAAGUAUGACAGCAGAGAAAACAAACUUGAGAAAACAAAAGGCUGCCAUUUGUAUUCCAUUAACACUCACCACAGCUCUGAGCUGCGGAUUGUAGCGGCCAUUCGGAACAAACUGCUCCUCAUUACCAGAAAGCAUCACCGACCGGACAGCCUAACCAACAUCUCCAUGGUAACAGCACCCACCGAGUCGCCCGUCGAAGAGUUCCAGUACAUCAGGGAGAUCUGCCUGUGUGAUCCCCCUGUGGUGAUGGCUCUUGUGGAUGGGCCUACGGGGGAAUAUGACAACAUGAUCUGCGUGGCCUACAAGCAUCAGUUCGACUUGAUAAACGAGAGCACGGGUGAAGCGUACAGGCUGCAUCACGUGGAUGCCAACAGGGUCAAUUUUGUUGCAGCAAUAGACGUGUACGAAGAUGGGGAAGCUGGGCUUUUGCUGUGCUACAACUACAUCUGUUACUACAAGAAGGUUUGCCCAUUCAAUGGAGCUACUCCAAUGAUUCAGUCCUCAGCUUCUGAUUUCCACUUCAGCUGGAAUCAGGUUCCCAAUUCAAUCGUAUGUGCUUUCCCCUAUAUCUUGGCAUUUACUACCGACUCCAUCGAGAUCCGUUUAGUGGUGAAUGGAAAUCUAGUCCACACUGCUGUGGUCCCCGAACUCCAGCUUGCAGCAUCUAGGUCGGAUAUUUACUUUGUGUCCUCUGCUGCAGUGAAUGCAGCCUCCAACAGCAGCUCCAAAGACACCAGCUCCCACAGUUCCCCCCAAACACCGACGGGCUACGAAAUGCCCACUUUCCCAUCACCGUUAGGGGACGAUUCUAUUAGGAUCCCAUAUGGAACAAAGCUAUCCCUGUAUAUGUCAAAAGAAGCCGAAGGUGAAGUGCAGCUGAAACACAUCUACAAGAUCCCCCUGAGUAACCUUGUAGGCCGCAGCAUUGAACGUCCACUAAAGUCCCCACUGGUCAACAAAGUAGUCACUACUCCCACCUCGGGCAUCGUGUCUUCUUCUAUAGUUCCUGUGACACACUCCCUGUCCCUGUCACGCAUGGAAAUCAAAGAGAUUGCCAGCAGGACUCGCAAGGAACUACUGGGUCUUACUGAUGAACCAAGUAAUAAGUCAGAAGGCCCGCAGAAACAAAGAAGGAUGUCCCGCAAACCACCAGAGGAGGAGACAAAACAAGGAGCUGUGAGAUCAACGAGCACUGACAAGAUAGUUUCAGAAUCUUUCGACACGGACUCUGAAAGUCAACGGCACUGCUCCACUAGCUCGGACACAGACGUUGUCGGAGUUCGAGAGGAGAGCCCCCCACUGACCAGCCCCUUCACCCUCGCCACUUCCUUUGAAGAUGUAGUCGACUUGAAGUGAAGACAAUCUGGAACCCAUCUUUGUAUGCCUCUCAUUCUCUUCAAUUUCUACACACACGAUAGGAAUGUCACGAUGUGUUAUUGCUUUGUUGUGAGUUUGUCUCUUUCACGGAAAGCUGCUGUGUUUGGGGAAAGUAAAAUCCUUCAGGAAUGAACAGUGAACAUCAUCAGGCUAUCCAGACAACAUUAACAUUUCUCUCGUUUCACUUAACAGUUCGUGUGUCUGUCAAAGUCAAAUUUUUUAACACUCUACAGGCAGAUACAACAGUGUCAGCUAUUUUUUCACUACUCUUUUUAGGUAUGAAAUUAAAUUCCAGAAAAGAACAGUAGAUUGCAGUGUAUCUUAGUGUCACUGCUCACAUCACUCAAUUUUACCAAUUCGUUCGUUGUUUUAGAAACUACAAUUCAAAACUAGACAUCCUCAUACACUAUUAAUGGUGAUUCACCAAGCUUGAUCACAGAUGCAAAAUCUUAAAUGAUCAUGUGACGUCUAGAAUCCACUAAAAUAAACAGCUGUUGUUGCCUUUUUUUUCUUGAAACACUCCUUAGUAAAUGCCUGGAAGAAAAGUGUAUAACAUCUAAGGUGACGUCAUAUUUUGUGUAGUUGGGUUGCCAUUUUUCAUAACGAAAUGGCUAUCUAUAAAUAAUGAACAUUUGAGCAUGGGUACAGAAAGCAUUGCUUUCAUUUUUUAUAGUUUUUAUUCACAAAUAAGCGAGCAUGAACAUACAUAUGGUGCACAGUUCCUCCUUUGUCUUGCACGGUCGCAUCUGUGUGGUAACGCAGUGUGUACAAAGAAAAAUCCUCAGUUUUCCUACUUUGACUCAGGAUUAAGCUUUGGAAUGUGCCUCAAACUGGUUUUGGUUGGGACCCAACCAAGGAUGCAAGCUGAACUCACAGGUUAAGCAUUAAAUUGAAAACAGGUGGAGAUGUAAGAAACAAACCAAAAAAAAAACAACAAAGGAUUGGGAUGUCAUUCAGUACAAAAACAGCCAAACCUUAAAAGUGCUUAAUAUCAAAUGCAAACUAUCCAAAUUAAGAAACUAAUACAUCAUUAGAAGAAGAUUAGAACUUAAACUCCCAAGAACUUUUAAAAUAUCUGAACAGUGAUUAUAUCGGGAGCUGGACUAACACAGUGACCGCAAUAAAAGAUAAUCUGCAUCGUUUUUUUUUUUAAAAAGGUGAAAAUAAAAACGAGAAAGGGACUAAAUUCUUCUUCUUAAAACAGGCUGUUAACUAAACUAAUUCAAGGAAGAGAAGAAACUGUAAUUUAGGAGGACAUAUUAGGAGGCCUGAAUGUACCUUUUUACCGCCGUAGUGAUGUCUAAAGUUAAACUCCAGCUUCAAGAUGCCAUAAACAUUAUUGUGGCAUUCCUACAGUGUUGCUACUCUCCCUGUACAGUGCAUGUCUGCCCUGUCUUUUCUCUCCUCUUGCACUUGGAAAGACCAACCACCUCUGUUUACCUGUUUAAAUGUGAACUCUUGAACACUAUUAUGAGCCUUGAGAAAUAAAGAAAAAAAUGGGACUAUUUUUGCAAAUUUAUUUACUUAUUUAUUAUUAUUAAGUAUUGGUGAAUGAGAGAUAUUUGUUGGUUGAGGUUUGUACUAUAUUAGUUUUAAUGUUUUUUUUUAGUAUUUCAUGACCCCUAGACUUUUAGCAGUGGUUUUGUAUCUAACUGAAUAUGUACUGUUUAGACUGUUGCUAAACCUCUGUCAUAUUAAAGAAAACAAAAAAAAAACACCAAGUGUCUUAAAAUAUAUUGUAUUGCCAUUGUUUUUAAUGCCAAGUACGAAUUGUAAAUGUUUUGUGUUGAAAAUGUGGCCUCUCAAGAAACUGAACUCUUAAUAUUAUUUCUAUUAUUUGAACUAUUUUAAGUGCUGUAGACCACUGCUGUGAAGGUAGUUAAUUUUGUUCAUUGAUAUGAAAUAAAUAUUUAUGAAAUUUGUU